UGUAAGUAGUCCUGGUUUCUUCUGUGUGAAAAGUUGAAAACUCACUUGAUUUAACUACGAAUCAAAAACUCAUAGUCAUGAAAUCUUACAACCCAAACCAAACUUAUUACAAUGAUUCACAAAUUUGUGCAAAGCAGCAACAAUAAAAUCACCAGGGACACAGCUAUUCCCACAUCCUAUCAGUUUCUCAUUUUCCAUCUCGUGCACAUCUGAAUCUUUUUUAUUUUUUUUUAUUUGGUCAAAUAAGGAGAAUAUAAGCCUUUUGCAUUUUCAUGCAGCAGGGUUCAAUCUACAUGAAUAAAUGAUGAUGCCUGCCUGUGAGAUAGGCUGAGAGACACUGCAUCUGUCUGUGCACACAAAUGGUCUCUGUGCAGCGCCGAGCGCCCCGAUUACCAUUCUGAGCACAGCACCCCUGGUCAGAAAUGAAGCCUGGUAUAGGUGGUUGACAGUCGUCCAGAGGGCACAGGGGGUUGGAUUGACUACAUUGUGGCUCCAACCUUUUAUUCAAUCUGGAUUAAGUCGCUCUGAGCCCUGCGUAGCCAGAAAAACCCAGUGAACAUCUGGUUGGAUUCUGCUCAGCAGCAGCAGCAUCAGCAGCAGCUUCAGCUCAGCAGCAGCAGCAGCAGCAGUCAGUCAGUCACAGGGCUGUAGAUAUAAGAGCAGUCUGUCGCUACAAAGGCGUUUUCUCUUGUGGAGGUUCACACAGGCGGAUGCGCAGCGCAGCAGAGGCGAUCCCACACAGCUGCAGCCACACCGGGACCCUUCAGUCUGCGCUUCCCUGCGCCUUUUUCACUCCGCUUUGCGAGGGGGAAACCUGAGCUGCAUUGCUCGGAUUUGAGGACAUCGCACAGCAGAGGAGUCGUCCUUUAUCUGCUGUUCAUGGAUUUCUUGAAGGGCAUCGCUGAUUUCGCAGGCCGUCAUAUGUUCUAGCAGCAGAGACGCAUGUUUUCGGGACAGCUGAAUGGUCUCCAUCGGGUCCAAUUUUAGCCAAGACCCGUCAGUAUGAACUCAGCCCCCCCGGGAGGAAAAAGGUUCAAACACACCCAGCUGUCUCACUUGGCUUGAUGUUUCCCUUUCAAGGUGCAUGAACCAGCCUGAAAAGCCCAAAUGGAGUCACUCUUGGUUUAUCUGAUGGUUCUUGGUGUGGCAGUCAAGGCGCACAAGGUUCAAAUCUGUCCCAAACGCUGUGUUUGCCAAGUGCUCAAUCCUAAUCUGGCUACUUUGUGCGACAAAAAGGGACUGCUGUUCGUGCCACCAAACAUUGAUAGGCACACAGUGGAGAUGCGUCUUGGAGAUAACUUUGUAACCAACAUCAAACGGAAAGACUUUGCUAACAUGACUAAGCUGGUAGACCUGACUCUCUCUCGAAAUAGCAUCGGAACCAUCGCCCCUCACGCUUUCAAAGAUUUAGAGAACUUGCGAGCUCUUCACCUCGACAGCAACCGACUCACUCGCAUUACCAACGACACCUUCAGUGGCAUGUCCAAGCUGCACCACCUGAUCCUGAACAACAACCAGCUCACCCACAUCCACAUUGGAGCUUUCAAUGACCUCACAGCACUGGAAGAGCUGGACCUAUCCUACAAUAACUUAGAAAGCGCCCCGUGGGUGGCCAUUCAGAGAAUGCCCAAUCUCCACACCCUCAACAUGGACCACAACAUGCUCAGCUACAUCCCAGAGGGCACCUUCUCUGGGCUGCAGAAGCUUAAAAGGCUGGACGUGACCUCGAACAAGCUUCAAAAGCUUCCUCCUGACCCUGUCUUCCAAAGAGCGGGAGUCCUGGCCACCUCUGGGAUAAUGGGACCAACAUCAUUCGCUCUGAGCUUUGGAGGAAACCCUCUGAGAUGUAACUGUGAGCUUCUCUGGCUGCGGAGACUGCGACGGGAGGAUGAUCUGGAGACCUGUGCCUCACCGCAGCACCUGGCUGGACGGUAUUUCUGGACGGUAUCAGAGGAAGAGUUCUUGUGUGAGCCUCCUCUCAUCACCAGACACUCCCAGGAGCUGCGAGCUCUGGAGGGUCAGAGUGUGAGUCUACGCUGUAAAGCCAGGGGUGACCCCGAUCCCAUUAUCCACUGGAUCGCUCCUGACGGACGCCUUAUGUCCAAUUCAUCCAGGGCUGUGGUCCACACUGAUGGGACGUUGGACAUCCUUAUCAGCACCGUUAAAGACUCUGGGUCUUUCACCUGUGUGGCCUCCAAUCCCGCGGGAGAGGCCCAGCAGACGGUGGAUCUGGUCAUUGCCAAACUCCCUCACAUUGCCAACAACACAGUCACAGAGCAGGAGCCUGACCCAGGAUCAUCAGAUAUCGCUACAGUGACCAAGACGGGUACGGAGCCCGGAGGGGUGCCUCUGGGAAACACCAAGACCAGCCACGAGAAGAAAGUGGUGACAGCUGAGGCCACAUCCACCUCUGCACUGAUCAAGUUCAACUUCCAGAGGAGUAUUCCCGGAAUCCGCAUGUUCCAGAUUCAGUACAAUGGCUCAUAUGAUGAUUCACUGGUGUACAGGAUGAUCCCUCCAACCAAUAAGGAUAUCUUAGUAAACAACCUAGCGGCUGGUACAAACUAUGACCUGUGUGUGUUGGCCAUCUAUGAUGACCAGGUGACCUCGCUGACUGCCACCAGGGUGAUCGGCUGCGUCCACUUCACUACAGAGCCUCAGUAUCUGAGAUGUCAUUUCAUGCAGUCGCAGUUCCUUGGCGGCACCAUUGUCGUUAUCAUCGGAGGGAUUAUCGUGGCCUCUGUUCUUUCUUUUAUCAUCUUCCUCAUUGUGCGCUACCGGGUGUGUAACCAAGGAGAAGCAGAUAAGGCUCUGGAGAUGGGGGACAUUCGGUCACUGAGCAGUGAUGGACAGCUACAAGGAUGUGGAAUUUCCAAAUCCGUGUCCAAGCAGGUUCUACGUCCAGAAAAAAAUGACAAAGAUUGCAUCAGGGUUUCCCUGCCCCCGCCCGAACCGACAAAGCAACAUCCGCCGGUUGUUGUAGCGUCGACCAAAACAUCUGUCCCUGACUGCACUGUGUCUACCUCUGCUGCAAGUCACAGCUGGCACCCAGCAUCUCCAGGUGCUCUGAGGCCCAAGCGUUGCAGUGCACCACCCAAACACUCGGACGGACGCCGAGCUGAGGCUCAGGCGGACGUCGAGCUCAAUAACAUGAACUGCAAUAACUCCUCAGAUGUUAAAAUGGCAGCCGCUGCUGCUUUGGCAGUCCCCGGCCAGCCCACCAAGUGGACUGCUGCCCACCGGGGUCACCGACCGCACCAGGCCAGGCAUUACAUGACUGUGCCUGCAGGGGGAGUUAGGGUCAACCGCAGGCACUCUCUUAAUGCAGACUCAUACUUUGAGCGCUGCUAUGUAGCCUACCCCAAAACUGGGGCCAGUCUGCGUUCCAAGCGGAGCCUGUCCAUGAGUGGCGAGCUGCCACAGCUUGAGAGCACAACAAACAUUCACCAGGCCAGGGACAAGCUCUCUCGCUCUGAAUGGCUGCUGGAGAGCACUUUAUGAUUUGGAGUUUACAACCUGCGCUUUCUUGUGUUCUUGGAGAUAUGGCCCUUUGAGAAACACGGGGUUUAUGCCUUGUUUGGAGUUCUUGAGCCCCCAUCAAGGGACAUAUAAGUUUAUGACAUAUAUCUGAGGACAAGGCAGGCAAACGGGGUUGUGGGAAAGGUUUCACAUUUGUUUACCUUAUAAUAUAUCAUAUUUGAUCAAACUUCAAUGAAAGGCACAACAAUGUAUAAAACAAGGUCAUGUACAAAAAUGUUUAGUUGUGUGAGAUACUGUAUAUCACAGUACAACCUUAUGUGUUCAUGUGGUAUUGAAUGCAGUAACCCGGACACUGUAUUAUAACAAAAGGAAGGACCGUGCAGGAGCGUUGCCUGUUACUCAAAAGGAUACAAUCUCUAUAGACCUUGAAUAUGAUUCUUGUCUCCAGCUUUACAGACAGAUGGUGACACGUCUUAUUUUCUGCGAUGAGAGAUUGCAAACUCGUUUCACAUCCCAGAGGUGUUGGAUCCCAGUGUAGGAGACAGACAGCAAUCCAUCUUUCCUCUACCCUCACUCCCAGACACAGCACAAUGCAGCAUACAUGUGGCUCGAGUCAAUUCAGCCCAAUACUGCCCUCUGGUUUGAAUCAAUACAUUUGUAUCAUGUAAUUACAUAAAGACUGAGCUCUGAUAGAAUUUCUGUCAUGACUGAUCUGAGUGACAGUGGAACCAUUACCCACAGCAUGACAGGUGCAGGGGAACAAAUCUGAUAUCACAGGUGGAUACGAUCAGCACAAAUGGUUAAUUUCCAUAUUUUUUACUUACUGAUGCUAUCAUGUCCUGCACAGUGACAACCAUUGUAAAUUAACUUGUCAAUGUAAGAAAAGAGAUAAUCACACAUAUGAAAGGACACCAGCUCUUGAUUUUGCUGUUGUUUCUGUUUGAUGUUUAUCAGUAUAAAUAAACCAGUGACAAAAGGGAUGUAUUUCUAAUUUAAUUUUGGUUUUCAGACUCCCUUGGGCAUUGUCACGUCAGUUAUUUUUUGUUAUCAUUAAGUGUAAGUCUGUAACUUAAAAGAUAUAGUCUGCAGUGUUCUGGUCAUUAAUAUAGUGUUUUGGUCCGUAAACAGAGAGCAUUGCGCUCCUUUUCUAUCCCGCAGGUGGUGCUAAUCCUAUAACAUGGUCAAAAUUUUUUACACAGGACUUGUCAAGGACUGAAAGUUGUCCCCUGGACUUGAGGAACACACCAAUUGGAAAGAUGCAUCUGAUCAUCUGGUUGGCUAAAUAUAGCACAAAUUCCACAGUUCUAUGGAGCUGUACAACUUCUACAUUGUUGUGCUAAGACAUUCAAGAUAUAGUAUUUAUGAUAUAGACAAAAAAAAAGUCCUCAUCAAAAGAGUCGCUUUUAUGUUGCCACUUAAAAAUGUUGCUGUUUUAAACUGCCUGAAAAAUAUCCUUGGUAUGUUUCUUUUUUUAUUAUUAUUAUUUGCAAGAAACAGUGACAGUUAAAGUGGAAAUAUCUACCAGUGGAAAAUGGGCUAAGUUCACACUGCAGGUGAAAGUAAACAGCACCAUUCAGAUUAUUAUUUUCAAAUUCAACACCAGUCCAGUUUCAUAUGUAGCCCUUAAUCGGAUACGUACUGCAUGUGUCUGACCUUUACAUCAUUGAGGAGAGACAGAAGUCACAUUUCUGUGCUGGAGCAAGGAGGACGUGGCAUAUAGAGUGUAAAUAAUGAAUGGAACAACCAUGAGCUUGUCAGUGUAAAGAACAAGAUUGUCAAGUUUCACUGCCUCCCUCUCACCACCUCUUUUAUGGAGAUCGACAGGAGGUGGAGAAAAAUGAGAGAGACAAAACCUAGAGAGCCGUCUGCUCGGCUACGGAGAGACCAAAGGCUCUCUGAUUGAUGGCCAUGUUACUGAAACUAUUUGACAUUGAUUGCAACUUCCAAAAAUGAUACAUACAUGCUGACAUAAGGAGCAUGAAUAUUUAUACACAUAUGAUCACAAUGGUCACUUCAGGUCCAUAAACCAUUCAGUCAGUCGCAUGAAAAAUAUAUAAUUAAAAAAACAGGCAAAACAAAUCAGAUCUCAGCAACAAAAAAUCUGAAUUGAGCAACAAUACCUGCAGUGUGAAUGAAGCCCUACACCCUGACGGGGGCAGAAAGAAAAGACAGUUGUGGCAGUUGGGUUUGCUUUGUGUUUGUGAACAGUAAGCAAAAGAUGUUCAACUUGUUUAACAUGUUGUGACAUAAAAAUGUUUUAUUUAGAUAAACUAAGAUUAACUAUCCCAGACACACCUACAGUGUGAUUUUUGUUCGCUGGGCUCUCGACUUUUUAAUAACAAAAAAUGCUUGAAAGGAAAGGAAAAAAAAUGAAAAUGCAGACAGAAAGCUAAUGAACUGCUAAUGAACUACAUAUUCCUGUGACUCACUCACUCGACAUUAUUGAGAGGAUUAUAUUAUAUAUUAUGAUUUUUUUUUUCUCAGUUUGCUAUUACAGGAAAUUCAAGCCUACAAUACCAUAAAGAUAAAAACAAUAGAAGCGCCUCAUAGUAAGGAGUGCU
Cynoglossus semilaevis (tongue sole) is the source of this 6041-nucleotide messenger RNA. RefSeq names its product leucine rich repeat and fibronectin type III domain containing 5b (gene lrfn5b). The transcript is spliced from 6 exons. The coding region runs from base 1108 to 3501 and encodes 797 amino acids. The record is from RefSeq and is a predicted model, not a curated record. Gene Ontology annotation, molecular function: protein binding. Lineage: Eukaryota; Metazoa; Chordata; Actinopteri; Pleuronectiformes; Cynoglossidae.